Histoplasma mississippiense is the source of this 867-nucleotide messenger RNA. RefSeq lists its product as hypothetical. The record is from RefSeq and is a predicted model, not a curated record. The coding region runs from base 1 to 867 and encodes 288 amino acids. Lineage: Eukaryota; Fungi; Ascomycota; Eurotiomycetes; Onygenales; Ajellomycetaceae. The transcript is spliced from 3 exons.
AUGGCUAGACGCCAGCGGCCGCAAGAUCGGGAUCUAAGGCAAGGUUCGGAGAGCUCUAGUGCUGGCAGUUGGCGAUCCCAUGAUACCGCGACGCAGGGGGAUCAUAGUCAUGGCCUAGGCCAAGCUUCUACAAGCCGUCACCCGGUUUCUGUGCGGACUUCGGGCUCCGAUCCAAGAUUGCGACCGAUCGGAAAGCCACGGUCAUCUUCAAGGAGUAAUAGGAGUGCUAGGAGUACUAGGAGUGCCAAUCGCCGAUCAUAUUCCCCCGACGUGUCACCAACCGACAUGAAGCUUGGUUUUGGAAGCCAUAGGAAGGCCCUCGCGCUUCUCGGUGCUGCAGGCUACCCCCCGCCAUAUUUCCCGGAUAUCCCCCGCGAGACCCAGCACAGGCGCUCGCCAUCAUGGACACCACCAUCAUCGUUGGAGCCAAGCGCGUUGAAAUCAGCCCGGGCGCCAGGAACGUUUCUGAAUGAUGGUUCCGACCAAGAAACCUCUCCCGCCUUCCCCUCUACAGCCACCGACCACGCUGGCCGCAGUGAUUCCCCCGACAACCCCAUGGACCCCGACCAUCGUAGACCGUCUGCUGCAAGUGCCACGACAAUUAGUAGCCAAGGAUCCAAAGAUAGUACUGCUCGCUUCCACAAGUGCCUGCAGCGUUUCUUUGGAGAGGACCAGGGCAAUAUAUCGGAUUCGGCUCUCACCCAAGCUCCCAAGGUCCGUGAAAGAAAUAACUCUACCCAUUCCCUGAAACCCAUAACGCGUUCAUUUUCCCCCCAUGGUGGUGGUGGCCCUCGACCACGCACCGCUCUCCCUUCCAGUGAUGUUGCCCCUUGGAUGUAUCAACGGUUCAAUGCGUUUUCUGAGUGA